GCUAUUUUAGAAAAAAUAUCAUUAGAAAAUUAUUCAUUUGACAAACAUACAAGGAAUUUAAAGAAAAAAUAAUGUAUUUCAAAUUUGUGAUCUAUUUUAUUUUAAUUGUUCUACUUAUACAAUUUACAUCAAAGACGAACGCGAUUACAUUGCAAGAAGUUCAAAAACGUCUUUUAAAUUUGUACCAUUUUGUUUCCGAUAAAUCAUACGAUUCAAAUAUUUUUAAAGAUAUAGAUAAUAAUGAUGAUUACAAAAACUAUGAAGAGUUCGUUAAUCAUUUUAAACUACUAUUCAAAAUAAUACUAGAAAACUGUGAUAAAAAUUUAAUAGCAUACAAAGAAGUUGUUAAUGAAAUGGAAAAAAUUCAGAAAACAAUUUUUCAAUAUGCUGAUAUUGAUAAUGAUAAAUUCGUUUCCAUCGAAGAGCUACAAAUGAUGAUAAAAAAUAAACAACCUAAACUAUCUAGUAAAUCUCUCGAUGAAUUAUUUCAAGAAAUCAAGGUAUAUGAUAUUGACAAUGACGGGAAAAUUAAUUAUGACGAAUUUUCCAACUUCAUUAAUUCAUGGACCCCAAAAAUUUUCAGUCUUGGACUAUUGUCAAAAUUUCGAUUCGAGAAGCUCAACAAAAAUUGAACUUUUACCAUAAUUAUGAUUCUGUAUUAUGUAAUAUAAAGUGCAAAAGAGAGCGAAAAGAAGACAGGAACAACCUACUUAUUUCAAUAUAAUUAUAUUUUAUUAUUGAAAUCUGUAUAUUUUAAGACAAAAAUAGAAUAAAUGACAUAAAGAAGUUUAUUUACAUUAUA
Molecule: messenger RNA, 802 nt
Organism: Daktulosphaira vitifoliae (grape phylloxera)
Lineage: Eukaryota; Metazoa; Arthropoda; Insecta; Hemiptera; Phylloxeridae
Exons: 4
Coding region: 72-632 (186 amino acids)
Molecular function (GO): calcium ion binding
Source: RefSeq, a predicted model, not a curated record